CGUAUUAAGAGGGUUGCAUAACCAUUGAAACUCUAACCCACUCUAACCUCAAUAUCAAGUUUUUUUAAAUUUAUUUGAAAAAUAUAAUAAACAUAUAAAUAUACAAAAAUACAAUAAAUUAAUCCGCAAAGAAUGUCUACAAGAUGGUAUCCAAUUUACCAAAAAGGUGGUCCCCAGUUGCGAGUGUUUUUACCGAAUUUUUGGAUGAAAUUAAUUAAACCUCCGCACGAACAACCACCCAAUAUUGUACAAUUUGCCUGUUCAAUGGAAAUGACCAAGUACGAUAUUAAAAAUUACUUAGAAAAAAUCUAUAAUGUAGAUGUGGUCCAUGUUCGGACUAGAAUUGGACUUGGCAAGACUAAAAGGGAUCCUGGAUUAGGAUAUGUAGUCAAAGCCGAUGAUACGAAAUAUGCCUAUGUAACACUGCCUAAAGACCAAGAAUUUAAGUUUCCCGACUUGUUUCCAAAAGUAUCAACUGUUGAGGAAGAUUAUGAGAAAACUAUUAAACAGACUAAAGAUGGUUUCAAGGAUUAUUUAGAUAAAAAUAAGGAAAGGCCUGGUAUGCCAGGAUGGUUUACUGUAUAACGUAGCCUGAGAAUGUAAUUUAAUAUUAUGGUAGAUAUGUACAGAAAUAAUUUUAUAUUUAAUA
Sitophilus oryzae (rice weevil) is the source of this 649-nucleotide messenger RNA. RefSeq names its product probable 39S ribosomal protein L23, mitochondrial (gene mRpL23). The transcript is spliced from 3 exons. Gene Ontology annotation, cellular component: mitochondrial large ribosomal subunit; ribosome. NCBI's taxonomy places the organism in Eukaryota, Metazoa, Arthropoda, Insecta, Coleoptera, Curculionidae. Gene Ontology annotation, biological process: mitochondrial translation. Gene Ontology annotation, molecular function: structural constituent of ribosome. The coding region runs from base 133 to 585 and encodes 150 amino acids. The record is from RefSeq and is a predicted model, not a curated record.